UGUUCAGUGACGUUAAACUGCCGUAAAGCCUUGGAGCGUUGCAGCGUUAGUACAGUGUUGCGCUUCAGCGGCUUAGUUAGCUAAAUAAUAAGUACAUAGACUGUGAUUCCCAUUUUGUCAGCUGUUUCUUUACCAGCCGUCAUCGACACACGUGCCGCCUGCUAGCUAGCUAUGAAGAUGAGGAAGCGACCAAACAUACUGCUCACAGGAACCCCUGGUGUUGGAAAGACCACACUGGGAAAGGAGCUCGCCCAACGCACAGGACUGACCUAUGUCAACGUCGGCGAGUUGGCCCAGGAAGGACAGCUCUAUGAGGGCUAUGAUGAGGAGUACCAGUGCCCCAUUUUGGAUGAAGACAGAGUGGUAGACGAGCUUGACGAGAAAAUGAUAGAAGGCGGAGUGAUUGUUGACUAUCACAGCUGUGACCUGUUUCCUGAACGAUGGUUCCACAUUGUGUUUGUCCUCCGCACAGAUAACACUCAGCUGUACACACGCCUGGAGGGCAGAGGAUACACAGGGAAGAAGCUGCAGGACAAUGUGCAGUGUGAGAUCUUCCAGACCAUCUAUGAGGAGGCCAUGGAGGCCUACAGUGAGGAGAUCGUCCAUCAACUACCCAGCAACAGCCCUGAGGACCUGGAGAGCAACUUAGAGCAGAUAGUUCAGUGGACUGAACAAUGGAUGAAGGACCAUAAUUAGUGGCUGAACUCCACCUGCUUGGUUGUCCUGGUGCAAAUCGCUAUAGUUGAAACUGCUAGAACAUCUACAUUGUCUCCCAAGACAAGAAGUUCACACUUUUUUUCAGUGGCCCAGGUUAUGGUGGUUACUGUCAGAAAGUCCAAGUUUGGGGCAGAGGAAGUAUGUUCUUAAAACACAAAGGCAGAUGUUGGGAGAGCUUGAUUAUUCAUUGCAAGGUCAUGUCAGAGUUUUAUUUAAACUCAUUCAGAUUAUGGUAUUUUUGAUAAAAAAACAAGGAUCACAGAAUAAUAGUAUAUCAAGCAUGUCAUAGUGUUCACUGGCAUCUAAGUUAAAAUAUUACAUCUCACUGAAAACAGACAUUUGUCAAAUUGUAAUAAAGAACUGUUCUGAUUGUUA
Betta splendens (Siamese fighting fish) is the source of this 1092-nucleotide messenger RNA. It is a transcript of the gene ak6, whose product is annotated as adenylate kinase 6. Gene Ontology annotation, cellular component: nucleus; cytoplasm. The record is from RefSeq and is a predicted model, not a curated record. The coding region runs from base 172 to 696 and encodes 174 amino acids. Gene Ontology annotation, molecular function: ATP binding; ATP hydrolysis activity; AMP kinase activity. The transcript has 6 exons. NCBI's taxonomy places the organism in Eukaryota, Metazoa, Chordata, Actinopteri, Anabantiformes, Osphronemidae.